Messenger RNA from Aspergillus steynii IBT 23096, 1094 nucleotides. RefSeq lists its product as uncharacterized. The transcript has a single exon. The record is from RefSeq and is a predicted model, not a curated record. Bases 498 to 917 code for a protein of 139 amino acids. Lineage: Eukaryota; Fungi; Ascomycota; Eurotiomycetes; Eurotiales; Aspergillaceae.
CGACACACCGUGAGUACCUUUGGUUCAGGUUCAGCCGCCGAGUCCCCAGAGCACUGCCAUGUCCCUUUUGCAUCCACUCCAAGCCACUAUGAUCGCGUCCCCCCAGGUGACAUCAUUAUAUAUAUCCUAGACCCUCACCAAAAACCGUCGCGCCGGAGAAAGAUACAUAAUACCCUUUCCGACGGUUGGACCCCGAAUGCCACGAUAGCGAUUGUCAUCCUCGAAAUCAUCUGUUUCUUACAUUCUUGACCUGUCUUUUUCUGUCCGAGUUCUGUUUACAAGUCCGUUCUUGCAGCAGCGCAGCGCUUUUUUUUAUUUUAUUUUUUUUAUUCUUUCGUUCUAUCUCCUCCACGCCACUUACCGACUAUCCUAUCUACAUCCACCUACUACUACUACUAUUAUCUAGUCGACUUUCCUCUCAGGGUAGCUCUAGCUAGCUACCUUAGCUACCUCCCCACCUAACACUCACUCCAUCCACAACACCUAAUCAACCCACCAUGUCCACCAAAACAUACAUCCUCGUCUACGAGGGCUCCCCCCUCGACUACGCCGAAUACCGACACACGGCGCUGCACUUCGUGUUCCCGCGGGGCCUGACGACGACGAUGCACGUGGUCGGCACGCAGGGGCUCUUCCAGUUCGAAGAGGACAUCGACCAGGACCCCGGCGAGGGCGGGAACCUGGUCAAGACGAUCGCGGUCGGCCCGCUGACGGGGUCGAUCAGCGCGGCGGCGCUGAAGAAGGCCGUCUCGGCGACCCCCGUCAAGAACGGGCGCAACGACCUGGAGUGGAAUUGCCAGAACUGGGUCGGCGAUGCGCUGGCCGGGUUGGUGGAGAUCGGGUACUUGAGUGAGGUGCAGCGCACGGGGGCCAUUGAUCAGAUGCUGGAUGCUUGUCUGGAGGCGAAGGAUGAAUAGGUUUUGGUUUUCCUGUUGCUUUAUUGUUUGAGUGCAUCUUGUCUGUUGUCUGUUGUCUAUUGUUUGUUUCUUGAUCGGUGAAGUGUGCUCCGUGGUGAUAUCCCAAUGUUGAUUCUUGCUGUGCUAUGUAUUACAUUGAAUACCUGAUAGCACAUACCAUGAUAUGGCAAUUCCAAG